Messenger RNA from Peronospora belbahrii, 5682 nucleotides. The record is from the annotation of a GenBank genome assembly. NCBI's taxonomy places the organism in Eukaryota, Oomycota, Peronosporomycetes, Peronosporales, Peronosporaceae.
AUGGCAUCCACGCAAUUUUCGUACUCAAGUGCGCGCCUGCGUCGCGUCAAGUACCUACAGUUUGGCGUGUUUAGCCCUGAAGAGAUUCGUGCCAUGUCCGUUACGAAGCAGACAAAGGUCAACGACCGCAUUAUUCCUGACGGAAUUUCACGUCCAGAAACAUAUUUAAAUGGACAUCCUGUUAUUGGUGGCAUUGGAGACCCACGAAUGGGCACGUGUGACUUUCGUGCACGCUGCAAGACUUGCGAUUGCACUUACAGCGGCAGCGGUGGGAAAGUAAACGACUGUCCUGGCCACUUUGGCCAUAUUGAGCUGGCUCGUCCCAUGUACCACAUGGGUUUUAUCAAGGAAGUACUAAAGAUCUUGCGUUCAGUGUGUUUUCACUGCUCUAAAGUACUGAGCGAUGAGCGUGAUCAUCGUUUUCGGUCUGCUAUGAAGAUCAAGAACGGCAAACGUCGACUGAAGGCCGUGUACGAGAUCUGCAGUAACAAGAGUAUGUGUGAGUACGGUGAGGAGGCAGAUAUGGAGAAAAUGCGUGAGGAUUUGAAUAUUGGUCUACAAGGCGGACUGGACGAUAAGUCCAAGCCAAAAGAGGGUGGCCACGGAGGUUGUGGCGGUCUUCAGCCAAAAUAUCGCAAACAGGGCAUUAAGCUACUGGUAGAGUUUCCCGAACAGAUGGAAGAUGUACCUGGAUCUGGAGAUCGCAAGCAGAACCUGCCUGCGGCAAAGGUGAUGUCUAUUUUUAGAAACAUCACGGACGAGGACUGUUAUUCUCUUGGACUGAACCCACGUUGGGCUCGUCCAGACUGGCUCAUCAUGACGCUCAUGCCGGUGCCGCCGCCUCACGUCCGCCCUUCCGUGGCUAUUGACGGCAUGGCGCGUGGUGAAGAUGAUCUUACCCACAAUCUGGCUUCGAUAGUUAAGGCGAACUUGGCUCUGCUGAAUUGCGUGCGCAAAGGUGAGCCAUCGCACAUUAUUGAGCAGUUUGAGCAACUGUUGCAGUUCCAUCUGGCAACGUUUCUUAACAACGAGCAGCCUGGACUUCCACAAGCCCAACAGCGGUCCGGCAAACCCCUGAAAACGUUGCGGCAACGCCUGCGUGGCAAAGAGGGUCGUAUCCGUGGAAACUUGAUGGGUAAGCGUGUGGACUUUUCGGCGCGUACGGUUAUCACCGCUGACCCGAACAUUGCUAUCGAUCAAGUCGGCGUUCCACGGUCGAUUGCAAUGAACUUGACUGUACCAGAACGCGUCACACCGUUUAACAUGAAUUACAUGCACCAGCUGAUUGCAAAUGGUCCGUUGGAGCACCCAGGUGCAAAGUACAUUAUCCGUGAGGAUGGGAAUCGUAUUGACUUGCGCUACAUCAAAAACAAGUCGGAUCUUGCCCUCAAGUGUGGUUGGAUCGUGGAGCGUCAUCUUCGCGACGACGAUUUGGUGCUGUUUAACCGUCAGCCUUCUUUGCACAAAAUGUCCAUUAUGUCGCAUCGCGUGAAAGUGUUUGACUGGUCGACGUUUCGUUUGAAUCUUUCUGUGACAUCUCCGUACAACGCAGAUUUUGAUGGUGAUGAGAUGAACUUGCACGUGCCUCAGUCUAUGACUGCACGUGCUGAUGCACAAGAACUGAUGAUGGUGCACAAGGUAAUAAUCACGCCCCAAAGUAAUCGUCCAGUAAUGGGUAUCGUACAAGAUUCUUUGCUGGGUGCACAAAAGUUUACGAAGCGAGAUAUCUUUUUGGUCAAGGACUGGGUUAUGAACAUGUUGAUGUGGGUGUCUAACUGGGAUGGCAAGGUGCCAACUCCAGCCAUUUUAGUGCCAAAGAAAGGCGAAUUGGGCAAGUACACUCCAAUUUGGACUGGCAAACAACUUUUUUCCACGAUCAUCCCAGCGAUCAACUUUACUGGCUUUUCGUCUACACACAAGAGUAGUGAGAAAUUUUCGGAACUGUCUCCUAUUGAUUCUCGCGUCAUCAUUCAACAGGGCGAGCUGCUUGCUGGCAUUAUUGACAAGAAGAUUAUAGGCUCAUCAGCUGGUGGUUUGAUUCAUAUCACAAUGCUUGAAAAGGGUCCUGAAGAAACGAAACGUCUACUUGGUGCUAUCCAGCAACUCGUGAACAGCUGGCUGGUUGGCCGUAGUUUCACUGUCGGUGUGAGUGACACAAUUGCCGAUGUGUCUACUCUGAAGACCAUUGUCGAUAUUAUUACGCAAGCCAAGGUGCAAGUGCAUGAUCUGGUAGUGCGUGGACAAAAGGGUAAAUUGGAGACCCAGCCUGGUCGAACCAUGGUUGAGUCGUUUGAAGGUCUGGUAAACAUUGUGUUGAAUACUGCUCGUGAUCAGGCUGGUCGUGAAGCGCAGGGCAGUCUCGACGAGACAAACAACAUUAAGGCUACGGUGACCUCCGGUUCUAAGGGUUCGUUUAUCAACAUUUCGCAGAUUAUUGCGUGUGUAGGUCAGCAGAAUGUCGAAGGAAAGCGUAUUCCGUAUGGUUUUAGCCAUCGUACGCUGCCACACUAUGGCAAGGACGAUCUAGGUCCAGAGAGCCGUGGUUUCGUGGAAAAUUCGUAUUUGAAGGGUCUGACACCACAGGAGUUCUUUUUUCACGCUAUGGGUGGUCGUGAAGGUUUGAUUGAUACUGCUGUAAAGACUGCCGAGACUGGUUACAUUCAGCGGCGACUUGUGAAGGCGAUGGAGUCGGUAAUGACACGAUAUGAUGGCACAGUACGUAACGCCCAGGGUGAAAUUAUUCAGUUUUUGUACGGUGAGGACGGUAUGGAUGCCGUUUGGGUCGAGAAACAACGAUUUGAGUCGCACAAACUGAAUAAGGUUCAGUUUGAGAAGAAAUACUUAUUUGAUCCAUCUGAUGAAGACCUAGGAUGCGUGCCAAACUGCCCUGAUCAGUUGUACCUCGAGCCUGAUAUUAUCAAGGACAUCCGGACGAACCAGCGAACACAGCAGCUAUUGCGAGAAGAGCUGGUUCAGUUACAAAAGGACCGUGUGAAUCUUCGUGUGAUUUUGGCAAGUCGUGGUCAAGGACAAGAAUCCGAUAAUGCUGCCCAAAUUCCUGUGAAUAUUCGUCGUCUUGUGGAAAAUGCACAGCAGCUGUUUAGCAUUGACAUGCGGAAGCCUUCGAGCCUUCACCCGUCCCGCAUUAUCGAGGGGGUGAAGGAAUUAUGCAAGAAGAUUAUUGUUGUUCAGGGUGAUGAUCGACUGAGUGUUGAGGCCCAGGAGAAUGCAACGCUAUUUUUCCAGAUUUUAUUGCGGUCAACGCUUGCGUCCAAGUGCGUUACGCUCGAGCAUCGCUUGACAGAGACAGCGUUUGAGUGGCUUAUGGGUGAAAUAGAAUCUAAAUUUACAAGUGCGCUCGUGUCUGCCGGUGAAAUGGCAGGUGUUGUAGGUGCGCAGUCCAUUGGAGAACCGGCAACGCAGAUGACACUGAACACGUUCCACUACGCCGGUGUGUCUGCUAAAAAUGUGACACUUGGUGUACCUCGCCUGAAAGAAAUCAUGAACAUUGCAAAGGAAGUACGGACUCCAUCAUUACGUAUAUUCUUGACACCAGAUUGUGCACACGAUGCUGAUAAGGCAAAGUUUAUCCAGUCGCAACUAGAAUACACGACCUUGGCUGAUGUGACAGCAAACACUUCUAUUUACUACGAUCCGGACCCGAUGAAUACGGUAGUCGAGGAGGAUCAGGAGUUUGUGGCUUCGUAUUAUGAAAUGCCCGAUGAAGACACUCCGAUCGCUCGUUCCCCAUGGCUUUUGCGUAUCGAGUUGAAUCCAAAGAUGAUGGCCGACAAAAAGUUGACAAUGGGUGAAAUUGCUUCACAAGUAGAAUCCGAAUACGGUCAAGAUCUUUCGUGUAUUUUUACUGACGAUAACGCUGAUCGUUUGGUGCUGCGCAUUCGUAUUAUGAGUGACGAAGAGGAGAAAUUACAACGAUCAGGCGAGGCUACAGUUGGACAGGAGGAUGAUACGUUUCUGAAGCGUGUGGAGCACAACAUGCUUACGCAGAUGAAGUUGCGCGGUAUUGAGGGUGUGAGAAAGGUAUACAUUCGUGAAGGACCGUCAACACAUUGGUUCGACGAUGUUGGUUUCAAGAUGAUGAAUGAGUGGAUGCUGGAUACGGAUGGUACGAACCUUCUUGAUGUUAUGUGCUACCCACAGGUCGACUCGACCCGGACAAUUUCGAAUGAUAUUGUAGAAAUCAUUCAGGUGCUGGGUAUUGAGGCCGUCCGUCGAGCACUUUUGAACGAAAUCCGGCAGGUGAUUUCUUUCGAUGGUGCGUACGUGAACUACCGGCAUUUGGCUUGUCUGUGUGACGUCAUGACCUUUCGCGGUCACCUUAUGGCUAUUACUCGUCACGGAAUUAACCGCGAUGACUCUGGUCCGCUUGUCCGGUGCUCGUUUGAGGAGACUGUGGAGAUUCUUAUGGACGCAGCAAUGUUUUCCGAGGGAGAUCCGUUGACAGGAGUAUCGGAAAAUGUGAUGCUUGGACAGUUGGCUCCUCUUGGUACGGGUAUAAUGGAUUUGGUGCUUGAUGCGAAGAAACUUGCGAAUGCGAUUGAGUACGAGGCAUCAGAGAUUCAGCAGGUGAUGCAAGGUCUUGACAAUGAAUGGAGAAGCCCUGACCAGAGUUUGGGCACACCAAUGGCGACUCCGUUCGCAUCAACACCCGGUUUUUCUGCAUCGUCGCCAUUCAGUCCCGGUGGCGGGUCUUUUUCGCCGGUGGCUGGCGCUUUCUCGCCCAUGGCAAGUCCAGCUUCUCCUGGCUUUAUGGCGGCCUCACCUGCGCACAGCCCUGCGUCCCCGUUAAACCCGACAUCGCCUGCGUACAGCCCGAUGUCUCCAGCUUAUAGCCCAACGUCUCCUGCUUACAGCCCGACGUCUCCGGCUUACAGUCCAACAUCCCCUGCCUACAGCUCAACUUCUCCUGCGUACUCGCCUACGUCUCCGGCUUACAGCCCGACAUCUCCCGCGUAUUCGCCAACGUCGCCAGCUUACAGCCCAACGUCGCCAGCAUACUCACCGACGUCACCUGCGUACAGCCCGACAUCCCCGGCAUACAGUCCGACUUCUCCAGCAUACAGUCCGACGUCUCCAGCGUACAGUCCGACGUCUCCAGCGUACUCACCGACGUCUCCAGCGUACUCACCGACGUCUCCAGCUUACAGUCCGACGUCUCCAGCUUACAGUCCGACGUCUCCAGCUUACAGUCCGACGUCUCCAGCUUACAGUCCUACGUCGCCUGCUUACAGUCCAACUUCGCCUGCGUAUAGCCCGACCUCGCCUGCUUACAGUCCAACGUCACCUGCUUACAGCCCCACUUCUCCUGCAUACAGUCCGACCAGCCCGGCUUACAGCCCCACCUCUCCUGCCUGUACGUCCGCGUAUUCACCGACGUCCCCGGCGUAUAGUCCGACGUCACCUGCCUACUCACCGACGUCGCCCGCGUACUCGCCGACGUCACCUGCCUACUCGCCGACGUCGCCCGCGUAUUCGCCGACUUCGCCGGCAUACAGCCCAACAUCUCCUGCUUACUCGCCGACAUCUCCGGCGUACAGCCCGACAUCGCCUAGCUACUGUCCAGCGUCACCAGAAUACAACCCAACGGAGGAAUAUAAUUCGACUGCAAGCGGCUACAGUCCGACCGAUGGGAAUGAAAAUGAUAAAUCUGAUGGGAAAUGA